AUGUCUCCGGCCCCUCGAAACCGCAGCAAGCCAAAUUUGCCAAUGAUGCCUCCAUCAAAACAUCGCUCACGUCCUGUGCCCCAGCCCGCUGAUCAGCAACUGAUACUAGCGCCAUGGAGGGCUUGGGAGUCUAUUGCUGUCCACCUUUCGAACGUCACCGCAGGGGUGAGGACACUGGAUCUUUGGAGAGCGUUCAAGGAUGAGGGCAACGUUCGCUCCAUUGAUAUUUUCGAGAACUUUCAAGGAAACAGAACUACGAGAGCAAGAAUAAGACUCAUUCCUAACCCUGAACAGACCUCCCCGGGCACCGAUUUUUGGAAAAGCGCGUUUCGACGCAUCACACUCCACAACGGGAAAUCUAUUUACAUCUCCAUGAGCCUUGGCAAGAAGCCCCCAAAUUGGGAAGUUUCAGCCCAGUCCAAAGGUGGGUCAGUCUCCCGGCAGAAGCUGAGACUCCGCUUCAGACUACGUGACACUACCAAAGAAUGGCCUACACCUAUUUGCAAGUGGAUUGAUCUCAAUCCCAAGGCUUCAAAGACAUCAUCCACUGCCGUUCAGGACCCUUUUGACACAAGCCACAUCCAUCUGCCGUUUGCAGUCCGCUACUUAUUGGAGGCAAGGAAGCUUUUUGAACAUGUCACUCUUCAAAAGAAAACGUACUACAACCCCGAUGGAAGUUUUCGACAUAAAUCUUGUCAAGAGGGCAAAAGUAGAAAGAACACCGUCUUACUGUUGCCUGAUAUCUCAAAUUGUGUCAUUCGCCGUUACGCUAACCUUGCAGACAACUUCCUCAGAGUCAGAUUCACAGACGCAAAGCACAUCGGUCGUAUUCAUGCCACUGUUGAUAAUACCAUGGAUGAGGUGUUAACCCGGAUCAAAAGAGCAUUGGCAAAUGGUAUCACCAUUGGAAGCACACGUUAUGAAUUUCUCGCAUUCGGGAACUCCAGUUCCUGUUUCUCUACCACCAGGGCCAUCUCCGGCUGCACCGCGCACGUCAAGAAGAUUGACGACAUUGAGGGGAACGGAUACAUUUUCUCGGAUGGUGUCGGUAGAAUAUCAAAGUUCCUUGCACAGAUAGUGAAGUCGGAGCUUAAGAUCAAGACACCUACUAAGGAACCCCCUUCUGCGUAUCAGUUCCGCCUUGUUGGCUGCAAAGGGAUGCUCAUCGUCUUCCCGCAAGCUCGACCGCAAGAAGUACACAUUCGGAAGAGCCAGUUUAAGUUUGCGGCACUUUCUCAGGGUUUAGAAAUCAUCCGCUGGUCCCAGUUCACCGUUGCCAGCCUCAACAGACAGCUAAUCCUAGUGCUUUCCACCCUUGGGAUUACUGACAAGGUGUUCCAUCUAAAGCUCAAAACAAUGCUGAGAAAUCUGGAUGAAGCAAUGGAAAGUGAUCCAAAGGCAGCCCAUCUUCUCAGGAAAUACGUGGAUCCUAACCAGGUCACCCUUACCAUAUACCUCCCUAAAAAUGGUGAAAAGUACGAAAUCAUUGAAGGUAUCUGCAUCUUGGCGCGUAACCCCUCUCUUCACCCUGGUGGUAUUCGCGUGGUUAGGGCUGUCAACGCUCCAGGCCUUCAUCAUCUCAAGGACAUAGUUGUCCUACCGCGGACCGGAGACCGCGACAUUGCAAGUAUGUGUUCCGGCAGUGACCUUGACGGAGACGAUUUUCUUGUGAUCUGGGAUCAAGAUCUGCUUCCGGACGAUUGGUUUCGGUCCUUUCAACUACGACAAUUGCCCACGCGCAUCUCGCAUGGGGUGAUUACCUUGAUGAUGGUCUCAACGAAGCAAAAUGCAUACGGCUCCCUCAGCUACACUCAAAAGCCGUCGACUACUACAAGACAGCUUUACGACGCUGUCGGAAGGAUCGAUUUUGGCCCCAAUAUCGAGAUGGACUUUGAUAAGCGGAUCUUGAACUGUAAUGUAGAAGUCCACGAUGCCAUAUAUGGCUUUGCCAGGAGACUCAAAGACGAAUAUGAUAUUGCCAUCCGUCGAAUAACGGCACAGCACGAGAUCAAGACAGAGUUUGAGGUGUGGUUGACUUACUACAAGUUCCAUGAGGAUAUUGGCGCAAUGUCCUUAGCCCUACGCGAAAACUUCAAGAAACGAGCCUUUGAAAAGGUUGGCGGUCGAACCUUUGAUGCUCUUGCCCCCCUGGCUGUCGCUAUGUAUCGUGUUACCUACCAGGAAAUGGCUACAGCACUAGCAAAGCACCCAACGACCCUCUCGACGGACCUACAAUGUAAUCGACCCGCACAGCAUCAGAUUGGCGAAGCAGAGCUCGGUACAUGUCUUAAGAAGUGCGAUACAACCAAGCAGGACCAUCAAGCACUCGGCCCUCCCAAAUAUCACCCGGAUGACGAUCCGUUUGGUCUCGGUUUACGUGAUGAUGCUGACGCUGCAACAAUAGCCAGCAAUAAUUUACCCUCCAGUGACUGUAACGUCGAUCGCUGGAAGAUUUCCUUUGGUUUUGGACCGCUCAAUGUCCUGAGCGCACAAUCGAAAUUGCUGUACAUGCCUCGCCUUCGAUUGAAGAAGGGACUCUGUUGGAUUUUGACCGUGACCCUGCCGAGGGCGGGUGGGAAGCUAACCCUAAGACGACCGCGCCGGAUUUGA
Messenger RNA from Aspergillus nidulans FGSC A4, 2610 nucleotides. Its product is annotated as protein rrpB. Gene Ontology annotation, molecular function: RNA-directed RNA polymerase activity; 5'-3' RNA polymerase activity. The transcript has 11 exons. Gene Ontology annotation, biological process: RNA-templated transcription. Bases 1 to 2610 code for a protein of 869 amino acids. Lineage: Eukaryota; Fungi; Ascomycota; Eurotiomycetes; Eurotiales; Aspergillaceae. The record is from RefSeq and is a predicted model, not a curated record.